This is a messenger RNA of Moneuplotes crassus, 1331 nucleotides long. Lineage: Eukaryota; Ciliophora; Spirotrichea; Euplotida; Euplotidae. The record is from the annotation of a GenBank genome assembly.
AUGACUUCCUUGAACGAUCCGUUAUAUCUUCACAAGAAUGGAGUGAAGACCGACUACUUAAUCCAGAGAAAAGUCGAAACGAUGAAGAAGAACCUUGAGAAAGGUAACCAGUACUACCCCACCGACACCACUGGGGUCAUCGAUGAGUGGGCUGCCUUAGCAAUGCAACAGGAUAAUUACUGGAAUCAGAGAGCUGAGCAGGAGAAAGCUGAGAAAUAAACUCAGGCAACAACAGUACGCCCAUGAUCUUGACUGGCAGAGAAGACUCAAAGAGCAAUCCCCUGAAGACAAAGAGAAGGCAAGAAUAGAACUUGAGAAUAGGAUCAAGAGAGUCCAGGAUCUUGAAAACCAGGCUAAUAAGGACAAGUACGAUGAACUCAAGAAAAAUAAGGAUGAAAUGCUCAAAUGGGCUAAAUAUGCCAAACAGAAAAAGGAUCAUGAUAGAGAGAGGGAAAGACAAGAAUAUAUCGAAAAUAUGAAUCUUGAAGCUCAAAGACAAAAGAACAAGCAAGAUGCCUUGGCUGAAUACUAUCGUCAGCUCGAUGCUCAGAUGAAAGGGAACUAUGAAGCCCAUCAGAAGAUGGCAUACCUUCCUCAACAGGAGAAAUUGGCUAAGUUGAAUGGAAUCGAAGAUAAAAAUCAAAGAGAUUUCUUUAAAAGACAGGCUCAAGGUGAUGAUGCCUCCAACUUAAAUCGGUUGAAAAACAAUCAGAUACUCAUUGCUGAGAAUGAUAAAAUGCUCAAGAAGAAGAAGUUUGACGAAGAGCUGGAAAGAAUGAAGAGGGCUGAAGAUGAGCUCAAUGCAAAGGGACAAAAUACUGCUUUCCAAAUUGGUAAAGAACUAGAUCUCGAAGAAGAGAAAGAGCGUAAAAAUAUAUACAAGCAAACUCUUCUAUACCAGCAGGCAAUGAACGAACAUAAUAAGCAUAAUUUCGGAAAAAUGACAUUUGCUGAGAAAAGAUUGAAUAAGCAUGACUUGAAGGCUUAUAGAGAGAAGAAACCAAUGAUAUAUUCACUAGCUCCAGGUGUAAACACUAUUCAAUCUGUGGGAGCAACUGCUUAUCCUAAGGGAAAAGGAGUUUCUGCCAUUGAAGGACAAGGUCCGUUAACUGCAAGGUAUAGUAUGACUCAUUCCAAUGAGUUAGCCAGACCACAAGCAAAUUCUACAUACAAAGGUCUAACCUCUCAUCAAAGCAUGGUACAGUUCCCUGAUGGAGCUUCAAUCCAGGAUUCUAGAGCUGCUUUUAACAGAUCAAACAGAAGAAAUUCGGUUCUCAGAGCUUCUGCUCAAAAUAGUCUGCAAUUAUAAUCAGGUUUUCAAUAAAUAGUUA